This is a messenger RNA of Psylliodes chrysocephalus, 831 nucleotides long. NCBI's taxonomy places the organism in Eukaryota, Metazoa, Arthropoda, Insecta, Coleoptera, Chrysomelidae. The record is from the annotation of a GenBank genome assembly.
AUGGCGAAUAGAACAGUAAAAGACGCGAAAUCUGUUCAUGGGACAAACCCCCAAUAUUUGGUAGAAAAAAUCAUCCGAUCACGUAUUUACGAUUCAAAAUACUGGAAGGAAGAAUGCUUCGCGCUUACGGCAGAGCUUCUAGUAGAUAAAGCUAUGGAAUUAAGGUUUAUUGGUGGUGUUUUUGGAGGUAACAUCAAACCCACACCUUUCUUAUGUCUAACGUUAAAAAUGUUACAAAUUCAACCUGAGAAGGAUAUUGUCGUUGAAUUCAUAAAAAAUGAAGAGUUUAAGUACGUGAGAGCACUAGGUGCUUUUUAUAUGAGACUUACUGGAUCAUCUUUGGACUGCUACAAAUAUUUGGAGCCCCUUUAUAAUGAUAAUAGAAAGCUGAGAAGACAAAAUCGCCAAGCCCAGUUUGAAUUAGUGCACAUGGAUGAGUUUAUUGAUGAGCUUCUUAGGGAUGAAAGAGUUUGUGAUGUAAUUUUGCCCAGGGUACAAAAACGUGCAGUUCUGGAAGAAAAUAACGAAUUGGAAGGGAAAGUGUCUGCUUUGGAAGAUGAUUUAGAUGAUGAUAUAGAAAUUGAUGAUGAAGAGGAGCUAGUAAAAUACACCUUAGAAGAAACUCCCAAAGAAACUAAGGAUGAAAAGAGGAAAGAGAGGAAACGAGACAGGAGCAGAUCCAGGGAAAGGAACAGAAGCAGGGAUAGAGAACGAGAAAGGCACAAAAAGGAUAAAGAUAGAGAUCGCGAAAGGGAAAGAGAUAAGGAUAAAAGUCAUAAGGAUAAGGAUAGAAGAGAUAGGAGACGUGAUGAAGAUCGAAAAAGGAGAUAA